UGACGACAACAGAGCAAAAUCAAAACAGUGCUUACAGCCAUACAUUCACUGUAUUCUGCGUAAACGCGACAGUUAAUUGAUUUCAUGCAUAAAAACGGCUUGUAAGUUAACUUGGCAAUGGCUGGCAAUGGUGGCACAGAGGGGGAUGUUGAUGAUCCCCUCGGGACAGGCUGUCGACUCAUAUCUGUAUCAGAUCUCCCUAGUACCACACCUGCAGGGCGGAAUCUGAAGGAAUGGUUGAAGGAGCAGUUUUGUGAUCAACCCACCGAUGAAUGCGAGGACAUGCGGCUCCAUAAUUCUGCCCAUGUGGGUGAUCUGGACACCCUCAAGAAUCUUUUGGAGGAUGACAGCUUCAAACGGCGAAUUAAUGAGAAGUCUGUGUGGUGCUGUGGCUGGCUUCCCUGUACACCACUCCGCAUCGCUGCCACUGCGGGCCACAGUGACUGUGUGAACUUCCUCAUCUGUCAGGGGGCCGACGUGGACCUGGUGGAUGUGAAGGGCCAGACAGCGCUUUAUGUAGCCGUGGUCAAUGGCCACCUGGAUUGUGUGCGGAUCCUGCUGGAGGCUGGAGCAAACCCCAACGGCAGCCGCCACCACCGCAGCACCCCGCUGUACCACGCAGCUCGAGUGGGCCGCCAUGACAUCAUUCAGGAGCUCAUCAGGUUCAAUGCUGAUGUGGACGUGGACUACCAGCUGUGCCUGCACUCUGCCCCAUCUGCCCCUCGCACGCUCAGCACCCUGGGCCUGUGCCCUCUCUACAUCACCGCUGCCUACCACCACCUGCCCUGCUUCCGCCUGCUGCUCAGCGCUGGGGCCAACCCCGACUACAACUACAGUGGCCCGGUGAGCCGUGAGGCCCUGGCCCGCACCCCCGCCACCUGCCUGCUGGACGCGGUGCUCAAACACGGCUGCCAACCGGCCUUCGUCAGCCUGCUGCUGGAGCACGGCGCCAACCCCUACCUGGUGCCCUGGGAGGAGCCCGACCCGGAGUUGGUGGGCCGCGGCAGGGUGCACCCAGAGGCUCUGCACAUCUACCAAGAGGCCAGAAGAUGCCCCCACAGGCUGAGCCACCUGUGCCGGGUAGCUGUGCGGAGGGCCAUGGGGAAGCCACGCCUGGCGCUCAUCCCCACCGUGCCCCUGCCCGAGGCCAUCAAGAGCUUCCUGCUGCACCUGGACUGAGCUGAAGCCCUGCUGCUGCUGCUGCUUAGUGUGGUUGAGCUCUGCAACAUCCUUGGCCUUCUGGUGUGCUGACACCAAUUCCCAAUGCACAUUGUAGCACACGCAUGAGACUGAUAUUAUUACUAUUUCUCAUUUGAACUUGAUGUGAUGAAGUUAUUGAUGACAUGUAUUUAUUGGGUAAUACUGCUCAUGCUACUCCAGGCACUUUAAACAUGGCUAAUCCAAGCACAUACUGUAUUGUCACAGAGCUGAUAGAAAGGCAGCACACUUUUCUAAAGGAACUGAACUGCACGUCAUCAGAAUGGGCUCUGGGAAAACCUCAGAUAGCAUCGUUUAGAAUGAACAGUCUGCUGGCAGUGUCCCUAUGAGAACAUUUGGACCACCCUUCCCCAACGUUUCUUUGGCAAUCAUCAAGAGUGUGUUGAAACAAAUGUCAGAUCAGCAAUGCAGAUUAUUUGGUAUGAGUGAACACUAUUAUCUAAGAUUAACAUUUCUGUGCAUUUGUAUCCCAUCUACCUUUGAACCUCAGUGGGUCAGUUUACUCCAUUCUUUUUUAAGUCCUGUGAAUGAAUUACGCCAAUUCAUGUUCCGCUCGGAUAUGCUGUGUGACCUGCGCCUUAAGUACUGCGGUGGUAAUUAAAAUCACAUAC
Sardina pilchardus (European sardine) is the source of this 1829-nucleotide messenger RNA. It is a transcript of the gene asb1, whose product is annotated as ankyrin repeat and SOCS box containing 1. NCBI's taxonomy places the organism in Eukaryota, Metazoa, Chordata, Actinopteri, Clupeiformes, Clupeidae. Gene Ontology annotation, molecular function: protein binding. Bases 118 to 1179 code for a protein of 353 amino acids. Gene Ontology annotation, cellular component: ubiquitin ligase complex. The transcript has 5 exons. The record is from RefSeq and is a predicted model, not a curated record. Gene Ontology annotation, biological process: intracellular signal transduction; protein ubiquitination.